AUGGACUUAUCUAGUAAGAGCUUCACUGACAUCAUGUUACAUGCCGAAGAUACAAAUUACUAUGAUAUUAGAAAAAAGUGUGAGGGAAGCCUUCGCUAUGAUUUUUCAAGGGGUGUUGCUAGCAUGGAGAAGUUCCUGAAUCAAAAUUCUGUUCGGGAUUCACUAGGGGUUGGGAAAAUUCAUUUUGUUUCUUGUAGCACUAAAGUUUCUCUGGCUAUGUUUGUGGAUUGGAUGAGGAAUCUUGAAAUUGGUAUUCCUCCCCUUCUUGAGGAUGGAACCAAUUUGCUUGUUUAUGCCGGGGAAUAUGAUCUCAUGGGUAACUGGCUUGUCGGUAACUCAAGAUUGGUCCGUGCCAUGGAAUGGUCUGGUCAGAAAGAGUUUGCAACCUCACUUAAAGUUCCUUUUGUUGUUGAUGGAUCAGAAGCCGGAUUAUUGAAGAUCUAUGGACCUCUAAGUUUCCUUAAGGUCCAUGAUGUUGGUCACAUGGUUCCAAUGGACCAGCCCAAGGUUGCAUUAAAGAUGUUGAAGAAGUGGAUUAAUGGAACCCUUGCUAAAUCAAGAGCUCAUAAGGAAAAAUUGUUUGCUGACAUGUGA
Molecule: messenger RNA, 594 nt
Organism: Glycine soja
Lineage: Eukaryota; Viridiplantae; Streptophyta; Magnoliopsida; Fabales; Fabaceae
Product: serine carboxypeptidase-like
Exons: 5
Coding region: 1-594 (197 amino acids)
Biological process (GO): proteolysis
Molecular function (GO): serine-type carboxypeptidase activity
Source: RefSeq, a predicted model, not a curated record